Messenger RNA from Marchantia polymorpha subsp. ruderalis, 1963 nucleotides. Lineage: Eukaryota; Viridiplantae; Streptophyta; Marchantiopsida; Marchantiales; Marchantiaceae. The record is from the annotation of a GenBank genome assembly.
GUGGCCCUUUUGGGCAGUCCAUGGCACAAUACGAUGCCUGCACUUUCGGCCGAGAGACUGCACAAUCCUACAGUCUGGAUCGUUGCCAGAGCCAGCCGAGGCAGUGUAGAGAGCACAUAGUGGAUAGAGCGACAGUCUGUCUGUUCUGUCUACUGGAGUUGCUGCAGCAGUGCUUGCGUGAGCUCUGGACUGGACGAGGAGUGUGAAGUAGAAGACGUCGCUCCAUAUUCGUUCAUGUUUUGGUGGUCACACAAGAAUUUCAGAAUAUGUGCACCACUUUCACGACUGUAUGUAUGAGCAGAAGAUAAGACUCCAUUUCGUAUAAAACUGAAGAUUACGAUAUGGAGUUUCAUGUCCGAGAGACGCUGAUCUGCACAGCUGUUAACCUGCUUCCACUGCUGAUUCUCCCAUUGCUCGAGUGACAUGCACAUUCGAACACGAUCUCGUGUAAACCAUCAACUGAUGAGGACAAAUUCAAGCCCGGAUAAGGACGGGGAUGGAGCUUGCGACACCAGUCCCACAACCGUCAGUAGCUUCAUCUCCUCCUUCCGUUUCCGGCAACAUGGACACUGGAAGCCCAAUACCCUCCCAACAGCUGCGUCCAAGUCCAAUGCGGGAUCCCGAUAUUCCCUCGACAUCAAGCAGUAGCAAGCUCGGGGAGGCGACGAAGGGCUGGUGGGUCUGAGGGAGGUCUGGAGUCCAAUACUCGGCAACAUCUGAUAGCAGCAGCAGCAGCUUUGUUUGAUCGGUGUGCGCAAGUGCCAAUCCAAGUACAGACCUGAGCAAACCUCUCGUGUAACAUUAUGUCUUAUCUUUGAUUUUACUACUGUAUACUUCUCCGAGCUUGAUACCAUAUCUCCAAUAGUCAGCCUGCUCAGAACAGUGUCCUCCUCGGUCCUGUGAUUCAUUGACAUCUCGAGAACCAACGGACCAUGCAGGCGAGCCAUGAUUUUCCUGCUCUCCAAACUACACAAGGUGUUCAAAGAUUCUUCCUCAGGAUAGAAGACGAGACAUAAACCUGAAUUCUGUAUUGCUACAGAGCUCAGAAUUACUGUUAUUAUUCGAGGUGGGAGUAAGUUCCGAGCUCCUCCGAGCAAAGGCCAGGCAUGACUCUGCACGCAGAUCUCAGCGCUCUCACACGACAUGCAGAACUGCAAGUGGCCGGUGAAUGCAAUUGUCUGAUUCUGGAGAAUCUUUGGGAAAUUCCCCAUUUUUUCAGAUCCAUACAGUCGGUUGCACAAUUCGGUCGUUAUCAGAUUUAGACAGCAACUGUUACUUGACUCGGGUAGACUGGAUGACAACGUUGCAGAUCAGGGAAAUCAGGAGAGCAGUGGUGGGGGCGGGGACCGAUUAAAAAAUCAGCUCAAAAAUGAACAGCAGAAACAGCUCUGACCAAAUUUUCUAUGACCUUCCGGACCAUGAUAACAUCUCCAACAAAUUCGAGGCGGGCAACGACGGCGACGACGACGACGAAUUUCAAGUGAAUACCAAUUGUGCGAACAACAUCUGCAGAAUGGCUCUGUUCAAAGACCACAAGGGCUGGUUUGUCCAGAACAUCAGGUGUCAAUCUGUCAGACGGCAGUCCAGAAGAACACCAUAUCUGGAUCCUUGACCAGUGACUGCCAUCCACGGGUGGAAGAGAGAAGUAACCGUCUUACGUUUAACUCAGAACAGCUUCAGUCAAUCUCAUCUCAUUUUUAAUUCACUUUUCCUGCUGGAAACGCCGACUGGACUUUCAGAGUUUCAUAAUCACGUGAAAUGGGAUCGGAGUCAUAACUAUACCACUAGCUACUUAGCCAAUCAUGAAGACUAGGGUGGCAUGGAAUAAGAUUCUUAGACGUGAUACCCAAGUACUUGUGCAGUACUUUCUUCAAGUACUUGACGGUUCUCUGUCACAUGAAUCUGUUCAAGUCUAUGGAGACAUGAUCCUUGUCUUUAUCCAAUGUGUUUAAUUUCUGUCGCG